AUGUCAACCUCAGAACAAAUGGUCCGGGGGGGUGUGGAACUCGAAGAUACAGCUCUACCCGCCUCAAGAUCUGCGGCGGAGCUCGAAAGUACAUCACUGCCGCCAGAGAUCUUUGAGAUGGGCGUGGAUCAUACCAUACCCGUGUAUGAGCUUCCUGGUGAUUCAGCACAGCGCUUUCCCUCGCCUAGCGUUGAUCACACGUUCCACAUUCCACAACUCAUAGAACCUACCGACAACGUAAGAAGGGGAAGCGCCUUCGCCCCUGAAGUUUUCGACGAGGUGGGAGUAGCCACCGAGCAGUUGAACCACGGAAUUUCUAUCGUCACCACUGAAAGCUCGUCAAAAUGCGCUAGCCCGACAAGCUCCUCAACCACGCUGAAUUGUAGUWUGCGACUGUCGCCAUCAACACGACCAAGGAGUUACUCCUCAAUGGCAAUGGAUAGGAAAGCAAGGCUGGCAGCACGAAAGUCGGCUGGCAAUAACUUGCAUCCUUCGAUGCUUCCGCACCUCACCACACUCGUACUGACAGAAUUUCCGCCCUUUACGACCAAUCGUGAAGUGGCUGAUCGCAUCAUCGAUUUUAUCAAGAAUUGCGCACAAGAGGCGUCUUGGGCACGUUCCGAAGCAGAACUAGACUACGCUUUGCCACCUGGCCGGCGAGGUCAGGCGUCAACACUAGAACAGUCCGCCACCAAGCUGUUCGCCUUGAAACGUCUCGUGCUGGAACUUGCGCCAGCGAAGGAGAGUGGCAAUGCUGGAAGCCCGUGGCCACAUACGAAGUCGAUGACCGAAGAUCAGGAUAGCGAAAAGCUAUGGUCAGCUGCUGAGAGAGACUUUAGCUUCUUUGGGGAUGAAGAGUGUGUCUUCCCGACUAUCGAGGCCGAUUCGUCCGAUUCGAUCUCUGCCACGAACGAGAAGGAAGUCAGCUUCGGACGACGACCUCCAACCCCUACACGAGUCUCUUUGAAGAAGCCCAUGAUAGACAACAUUGCCUUGAUAUCGCAAUUUCGAAAAGAGCGUAAGCUCGCUCAUCAGCGAAGCGUCGCAGCUGGCGAUGUGGGUGCUGAGGUGGACGGGCUUUGGAAUGGCGUCGUGCAAGUGGUGCGCAACAAUAACGAGUCCAGCCAUGACGAGGAAAUGGACUACUAUGGAAAUAGGUUCUCGAACCACUACUUGUACCGCUGA
This is a messenger RNA of Ramularia collo-cygni, 1185 nucleotides long. RefSeq lists its product as uncharacterized. The transcript has a single exon. The coding region runs from base 1 to 1185 and encodes 394 amino acids. Lineage: Eukaryota; Fungi; Ascomycota; Dothideomycetes; Mycosphaerellales; Mycosphaerellaceae. The record is from RefSeq and is a predicted model, not a curated record.